This is a messenger RNA of Pygocentrus nattereri (red-bellied piranha), 6798 nucleotides long. RefSeq names its product protocadherin-related 15a (gene pcdh15a). Gene Ontology annotation, biological process: cell-cell junction assembly; adherens junction organization; multicellular organism development. The transcript has 39 exons. The coding region runs from base 239 to 6637 and encodes 2132 amino acids. Gene Ontology annotation, cellular component: adherens junction; catenin complex; stereocilium. Gene Ontology annotation, molecular function: calcium ion binding; cadherin binding. NCBI's taxonomy places the organism in Eukaryota, Metazoa, Chordata, Actinopteri, Characiformes, Serrasalmidae. The record is from RefSeq and is a predicted model, not a curated record.
CUCUCUCGCUCUCCCUCACUCGCGCUCCCUCCCUCACUCAGUAUCGCGCGUGGAACUACUGAGAGCAACUCAGAUCGCCCGUAUCGGCCGAGAGUGCGCGCGCGCGUGUGUCCGUGUGGCUUUUUCUGGAUGGACGUCCGUCGCUCGCCUCGCGCUUCCUGACUCGAGCCGCGCUGGAUGUGUGUGUUUGGCCGCAGCAUGGUGAGGUGGGCAGACAGCACUGAGUGAGUGAGUGAAGAUGAGGAGGGGCUCGUGGCUGGUGAGGUGGUUGGGGAUGAUAGGGAUCAUCUUGCUUGUGCCCCUCUCUCAAAUCAGGGCUCAGGGUGCAGAAGACUGGCAGUAUGAGGAGUGUAAGUUGUAUCGAACAGGCCCUCCUGCCACCAUCGUCACUAUUGAUGAGGAGAGUCCAAAUGGUACAGUUCUUGUGGAGAAUAUGCAGAUUAACGGUCGUGCACAGGACCCUGGCCGGACUAUCUCUCUGACUCUACUGGAGAACUAUGACCACUGGGUCAUACUGGACCCUGCCCUCCAGAGACUUUACCUUAACAGCACCGGACGAGUACUGGACCGGGAUCCCCCCAACUCCAUCACUACUAUAGUGGUUCUGGUGCAGUGUACUAAUGAGCUGGUGGGGACGGUGAUCCUACAUGAAGUUCGAAUCGUGGUGCGCGAUCGUAAUGACAACUCACCGCAAUUCCAGCAGCCCCGUUACUAUGUUGCCGUCAAUGAGCUCACUCCUGUUGGGACCACCAUCUUCACUGGCUUCUCAGGAAACAACGGAGCCACUGAUAUUGAUGACGGCCCGAAUGGCCAGAUUGAAUACGGCAUCCAAUACAAUCCCAACGAUCCGUUGUCCAAUAGGACUGUCCGGGUGGCUAGUACACUGUCCGGUAACAUCAUUCUUGCUGAGAGACUGAACUAUGAAGAGAGAACACGCUAUCUAAUCAUUGUCCAGGCUAAUGAUCGUGCCCCGUAUCCAGCCAGCCGGCACACAGCCACCACCACACUGACUCUGGAUGUGUUAGAUGGGGAUGAUCUGGGUCCCAUGUUCCUGCCCUGCGUGCUGAUCAAUAACACCCGAGACUGCAGCCCUGUCACCUACCGCGUGGUCAUCCCUGAACUGACAGAACCAAGCAAACUGAAUCCCCUGAAUGUGACCCCACCCAUCCGAGCAGUGGACCAGGACAGAAACAUCCAACCUCCCUCAGAUCGACCUGGCAUCCUCUACUUCUUUCUAGUUGGUCAGCCAGCAGUGUACCCAGAGUUCUUUUCUUUGAACAGGAGCACAGCAGAGUUGCGUCUGCUGAAACCCGUCAGCAGAGACCUGUACCAGAGCUUUACGCUCAUUAUUAAGGCCGAACAGGAUAAUGGUCACCCUCUUCCUGCAUUUGCUGACCUGCGGAUAGAGAUUUUGGAUGAAAACAACCAGGCCCCGUACUUCCACCAGCCUUCCUACCAGGGCUUCAUCAGUGAGUCAGCCCCUGUGGGUGCAACCAUUUCGGGCAGAGCCAACCUCACUGGCCCACUGGCCAUCAUUGCCCUCGACAACGACAUUGAGGAGACUAAAGACCCACAAGUGAGGAUAACACUGGGUGACUACACCUCCAUCUUCUCCAUCACCACCUCUGGAAUCACUCGUUACCUCACCCUGCUCAAGCCUGUGGACAGAGAGACACAAAUGCAGUACACCUUCACGAUGGUGGCCUCUGACGGUGUACAGCAGAGCCUGCCAGUGACCGUGAACAUUGCGAUUAUCGACGCCAACGACAACACACCCACCUUCUCUCAGGUGUCCUAUACUGUGGAGGUGUUCACCAACAUGCAGCCAGGAGAGACUGUAAUACAGCUGACUGCUCAGGAUGCAGAUGAGGGUCUGAAUGGUUUGAUCACUUACACCAUCUUGGCGGGCGACCAGGGAGAUUUUGUCAUUAGCAACCGCACAGGACGAAUCACCAUAGCUCCAGGGGUCACUUUGAGUGUGGGUCGCUCCUAUGCCCUCACUGUCAGAGCAGCAGAUAAUGCUGUUGAGGCCGAAAGGAGGAGUUCCAUAACUACAGUUUAUAUUGAGGUUCUGCCUCCUAAUAAUCAGAGUCCUCCACGCUUUCCUCUGCAAACCUACAGCCUGGAGAUCAGCGAGGCCAUGAGGAUAGGAGCUAUUCUCCUCAACCUGCAGGCUACAGACCGUGAGCUAGAUCCAAUUACAUACCGCAUUCAGAGUGGAGAUCCACAGCAGGUAUUCAACCUCUCUCAAACUAUAGGUCUGCUGCUCUUGGCAAAGGCACUGGACAGAGAAACCACCGACCAAUACCGCCUCAUCGUCACAGCCUCUGAUGGACACCAAGGAGGGACCUCGACCGCCACUGUCAGCAUUGUGGUCACAGAUGUCAAUGACAAUGAUCCGACCUUUGACCUCACCCUUCCUAGGAACUUGACUGUACAGGAGGAGAGGGCCAACAUAUCUGUGGGUCAAGUCAGGGCCACUGACCCGGAUGCCGGGCUAAAUGGUCAAGUGCGCUACCGGCUACUCACUUACACAGGCCUCUUCAGUAUUAAUGCUAAUGGCAGCAUCUUCACAUCCGUGCCACUGGACAGGGAGACGCAGAGCCAGUAUGAGCUGGUGGUAGAAGCUUCGGAUGGGGCGGUGGACCCUCGGAGGGCCACCCUCACACUGCUAGUUAGAGUGCUGGACAUCAACGAUAACAGCCCAGUAUUCUCCCAGCCAUUUUACACAGUGAACGUGCCUGAGAACACUCCAGCUGGAACCAUCAUUCUUCGCCUCACUGCAGUGGACGCAGAUCUGGUCUCUAACAUUACAUACAGGAUAAGGACGGAUGCGGCUCGGCAGCUUUUUGCUGUGGACAGGCUCAGUGGGGCUCUCUCAGUGCUACAGGCUCUGGACUUCGAGGCCCUGGGCAGAGACGGUGCUAAUUAUACAUUCCAAGUUGAGGCCCUAGAUCACGAAGGGGUCCUGCCACCUGGAGUGGCUACAGUUCUAGUAAGGAUCACGGAUAUGAAUGAUUUCGCUCCAGUUUUCACCCAGGCUGUUUAUAGAGGCAUGGUGGCUCCCAAUGCUGAGAAAGGAACGGUUAUAACAACUGUGCUGGCAACCGACCAGGACCCUCCUGGAACAGCAGCCAGCAGGGUGCGGUACAGAGUGGACCAGGAGCAAUCCCCCUACAGCGGCAGCAUCUUUGAUGUACAGGAGACCUCUGGCAGGGUCGUGACCAAAGUCAACCUAAAUGAGGAGCCCAGCGCUGUCUUCAGACUGGUAGUGAUAGCCUAUGAUGAUGGUGAGCCAGUGAAAAUGAACACAACCUUGGUGGAGAUCACGGUCCUGCAGCCCUCCAGAAUCCCCAUAUUCACUGAGGAGGAAUACCGGUUCAGUCCGGUGAGUGAGAAUGCCCCAAUUGGCCAGGCGGUAGGCAUGAUCCUGGCAGCGGCUGUGAACACCACCAUCUUCUACUCUAUCGUCGGGGGAAAUGAUGCGGGUGUGUUCAGGGUGGAUAAUCGCACUGGCAUGAUCUACACAGCCAAGCUGCUAGACUACGAGACAGUGAUCAGCUACGAGCUCCGUGUGCAGGCUGACUCGCUGGCCCUUGUCCUGGCCAACUUACGUGUGCCUUCCAAAACGAACACAGCCAAGGUGUUUAUCGACGUGCAGGAUGAGAACGAUCAUCCUCCUGUGUUUACCGAGUCUCUGUACAUUGGGGGAGUAACUGAGGACACCAAGACCUUCACCUCAGUGCUGAAGGUUAUUGCCACAGACAAAGACACAGGAAACUACAGUAAGAUGGCAUACAGGCUUAUCAUUCCCCCAACAGCGGAGGGUCAGGACAGCUUUGUGAUUGAGCAUUACACUGGCAUCAUCAAGAGUGCCAUCAUGUACCGCAACAUGCGCCGCUCUUACUUCAAAUUCGAGGUCAUUGCCACUGAUGACUAUGGAAAGGGUCUGAGUGGCAGUGCUGAGGUGGUGGUCUCUGUGGUGAAUGCCUUGGACAUGCAGGUUGUGGUAUCCAAUGUGCCACCCACCGUAGUGGAAGAGAACAAAGAGCAGCUGGUCAGGAUUCUGGAGCGCUACGUGCAGGACCAAAUCCCUGGUGCUAAAGUGAUAGUGGAAUCCAUUGGGCCGCGGAGGCAUGGGGAUGGGUAUGAAUUAGAGGACUACAGCAAAUCUGACCUGCAGGUGUACGCCAUCGACCCUCUCACCAACAGAGCCAUAUCUCGACAAGAGCUCUUCAAGUUUCUGGAUGGUAAGAUUCUGGACAUUAAUAAAGAGUUCCAGCCAUAUCUUGGUGAAGGUGGAAGGAUUCUGGAGAUUCGUUCUCCAGACAUUGUGGCCACUGUGAAGAAGGCUGCUCAGGCCGUGGGCUACACAGAGGGGGCUCUGCUGGCUCUGGCCAUCAUCAUAAUCCUCUGCUGCAUCCCUGCCAUUCUCAUUGUCAUGGUUACCUACAAACAAUUCAAAGAGAGACAGGCCGAAUGUGCCAAAACCGCCCGCAUCCAGAUGGCACUUCCUGCUGGCAAGUCAGCAGCUCCUGCUCCACCUCCAGCUCAGGCCAAUCUCUACGAGGAGCUGGGAGACAGCAAAAUGCGUGGAUAUGGCAGAGAGCAACAGCAGCUGCUGAGGCCGUCUUUGCUCAGGCCUGAGGCACUCUCCAUGGAGUCGGGUAUUGACCCUGGACAAGACUACUAUGCACAAGACUACUAUAACUAUGAUCAAGGGUAUGAUGCAUAUCCUCCAUAUGGGAGCCGCAGGAGGUUGAUUUCUCCCAUGUAUGAUGAAUAUGGAGAGGCCAUCAUGGAGGAUGAUGGCUACUACUACAGUCCUUAUGGCCCAGAGGGUCGGGGCAGAGGGAGAGGUGGGCGAGGGCGUGGGCGCGGUAAACGUGUGGGAUUCAGGGACUUCCCUCCAGAGGAUGAGAUUGAGCCAGCAGAGCCAGAAGCUCCUGCUGAAGUCGAAGAAGAGGCAGAAGCAGGGGAGUCUGCAGCUGCGAAGAAGCUGAAAUCUGUCAUGAAACUCAGUAAGCUGCUUGCUGCAGGGAAAAAAGGGGAGCAGGCUCACACCUCACCUUGGAAAAAGGCCAAGAUCUUCCCAAUGAUGUUUGGGAAGGGCAAGAAGGACAAAGACUAUGCCAAGCUGACAUCUGCACGCCGUAUUGAUAGUCAAGAUAGUCUGACAGGGGGACCAAGCCUGACAGGCUCUGUUGAUGGUUCUCUGUCCUCAGCUAGGGCUCGACUAGGGAAAGUCCUGAAAAGGAUCAAUAUAGGUAGGAAACUGCAAAUCAGACGGAGGUCCCAGAGUAGCAUCAGCCGAAGCUCCGCCAGUGAGAAGGAUGAGUCUGCUGCUGAAUCUGAAAGGGAAGAGAGGAAAUCCAAAGUGUCCAUCAGUGUCAGUGAGCCUGAAGCUAGCGGGAGUGGGUCCGAAACAGAAAGCAGGAAGAAAGGUUCAGAAGAAGAUGAAUCAUCGGAAAGGAGUAGUGUUGCCGCUUCCACUGAUGAUAAAGAUUACCUAAAAGUGGACCUGGACAGAGAUGAUGCUAACGAAAGCACAGUUGACUCUGAGUCUGAGCCAGAAGAGCCAGAGGAAUCUGAUGAAGAAAGCAAAUCAAAGUCAGGAACCGAAAAGUCUGGAACUGAGAAAGAGUCAGGCUCAGAGGAGGAGUCAGGCUCAGAAGAGGAGUCAGAGUCUGGAAAAGCUUCUGGAACAGAAAAAGAAUCUGGAACUGAAAAAUCAGGAACUGAGGAAGAAUCCAGUGUAGAGAAGAGCUCUGCCACUGAAAAAGAUUCUGAAGAAGAAUCGGAGGAAGAUGAAGAGAAAAGCGCAGAAUCGAAAGAGUCUGAAGCAUCAGCGUCUGGAUCGGAGAUGUCUUCUGCUCGCUCGUCCAUGAAAUCCUCACACACUGAAGCCAGUAAAGGAUCUUCAGAGAGAUCAAGUGCACGGAGUAGUGCUAGUGGCAGUGCCUCUGGUAGUGCUAGAUCCAGCGCUAGUGCCUCAGAAAGUGCCAGUGGCUCUGGUGGCAGCUCUAUGGGAUCCCAAGCAUCAUCAGCUCAGUCUUCUCUGAGGUCCUCACAAAAGUCUGUGUCUGGAAGCAUGGGCAGUAGUGAGAUGGAAUCAGGAAGAUCUAUGCAUAGUGGGUCUGAGGAAGUGUCUGGCUCAGAAGAUGCUGGGUCAGAUGUCGUCUCAAUGAGUGGCAGUGAGAGAAGUUCCACCAGCUCCAGAUCAGCAGGAGGAAGCCGUCGAUCUCGCAAAUCAGUCAUCACUCGAUCCUCCCAGGACACCAUAGAGGAGGAGAGCGAGGAGGAGCUGGAGGGAUCGGAAGAGGAGGAGGAAGAGGAGGAGGAUGAAGAAGAUGCUACAGAAGAGAGUAGAGAGUCUUCAGGCGAGCUGAGUGAGGGAGCUGCAUCACAAAGGUCAAGUGCCUCAGCUUCUGGAAGUGAAGGAGCUCCAAGCCCAUAUGCAGGGACUCCUUACGGCACAGAAGUCAGCAUGACCGAGAGUUCAGACGAGGCAUUUGGAGGGCUGUCACCCAUCACUGAGGUGGAUGAAGAUGCCUUAACAUCUGGCAGUGGCUCAGCGUCAGGUGCUGCAGCAACUUCAGAUGCUGAAUCAGAAUCUGGAAGUUCCACAGCUUUCUGAGAAAGGAAAAAGAGGGCCAGUGCUCCCAAACUGGCAGAAAGAAGCGGAUCAAAUUAGUCGUGGAGGGGGAGGGUGAGUCCACAACUACUGGAGAGGACAGUGGCCCAGAUGUCCAGCGGAACCGUCUGGCUAAUGUCAACAGCCACAGCAACAUCAAUGGC